UCUUUGCCAUCACUCACUAGACAGUAGACACUACAAGCAUCACUACUAGUUCUCAAGUGCUUUCUUCUUCUUUCUUGAAAAAACAAAAUGAAGAUGAUGAGCGGCGCAACCAUGGGAGAGUCCAAGAAGAAGAUUUCAUGCAGAAGGCUCGGAGGGUACCUUAGACAGCAGAAAGGAAGGCUCUACAUUAUUAGGAGAUGUGUAGUCAUGCUUGUCUGCUGGCAUGACUAAGCCAAAGAUCGAUCAAUUAUGGAGCUUGGCACCAUCACUGGGAAUUUGAAGAGCUAUCAACCAAAUCAUCCACCAUUGCUAGCUGUGAACUUGGAACCAAGCUCCCCAGUCUUUUAAUUUUAUCUUUCAAAAUGUAUAUAGAAAAUAGAAAAGGCUACCUAGAUAUUAAUUAGUUGAUUAAUUUUGCUACAUAUCCCACCACUUGGACUUGUUGUGUACAAGGAAAUGUUUCAUACCAAAUGAUCUGAUCUCAAUUCUCUAGGAAUACUAGUUUUGCAGUCUCUAUAUGUAUAAGAAAUUAUCUUUUUUCACA
Messenger RNA from Populus nigra (black poplar), 544 nucleotides. Its product is annotated as small polypeptide DEVIL 3-like. The record is from RefSeq and is a predicted model, not a curated record. The transcript has a single exon. Lineage: Eukaryota; Viridiplantae; Streptophyta; Magnoliopsida; Malpighiales; Salicaceae. Gene Ontology annotation, biological process: negative regulation of cell population proliferation. Bases 88 to 231 code for a protein of 47 amino acids.